GCGUAGUAAGCUGAGAGCCGGCGCUAUAAAAUGUGGCGACCAGAUACGGAUGCAUCAGUUUGUCUUGAAAUUUCAAAAGAAAAAUAAAAAAAACUUGUGUGUAAAAUGUCGCUUACAAUCAAGACAGCUGUUUCACAUCCUGAGCUUAAGGAUCUUAGAACUGUUCGAAAUGAACAAAAGGAACUCAGCAUAUUGCCUGUGCACCAUGUUAACAUUCCCAAAGCCACAGCUACCUUCGGGAUGGGAUGCUUCUGGGGAGCCGAAUCGCUGUAUGGAGCGACCCGGGGCGUUUUGAGGACUACUGUGGGCUAUGCCGGGGGCAGCUCUGAAUUGCCAACGUACCGUAAACUGGGCGAUCACACGGAGGUUCUGGAAAUUGACUACGAUCCCACAGUGAUCAGCUUCAAGGAGCUAUUGGAUCUGUUCUGGAACAAUCAUGAGUACGGGCUGACGACACCAAUCAAGCGUCAGUACGCCUCCUUGAUUCUCUACCAUGAUGAUGAGCAGAAGAAAAUGGCUGUAACCUCCAAGCUGGAGGAGCAGGAGCGUCGGGCACCCGAGCUUAUUACUACUGAGGUGGCACCCAAGGUGAACUUUUAUGCGGCCGAAGCCUAUCAUCAAAAAUAUAGACUGCAGGGUCACAAGGAUCUAGCCACCUCUCUAAACCUCAACCCCACGCUGUUGCAGAGCAGCUAUGUGGCCACCAAACUGAAUGGCUAUCUGGCUGGUGUCGGGGGCAUGGAGCAGUUCAAAUCGGAGGUGGAUACAUUAGGACUCACGCCCACCCAGCGUCAGUACUGUAGCUAUCACGUAGAGCAAAACGAGGGUCAGGGCCUCUACUGCUGACAUGGACGUCUCUGCAUAGAUGUUAAGCUAAUAUCGUAAAAAAAGGGGGCAUAAAGUAAUGACAAGAUUUUAUUUGUUUAUUUGCUACAAAAAAUGCGUAUUAUGUAGAUUACGAAUAUCAAAACAAAUAUUAAAUAUAUACAAAAUA
Drosophila subobscura is the source of this 994-nucleotide messenger RNA. It is a transcript of the gene MsrA, whose product is annotated as peptide methionine sulfoxide reductase. The coding region runs from base 106 to 846 and encodes 246 amino acids. Lineage: Eukaryota; Metazoa; Arthropoda; Insecta; Diptera; Drosophilidae. Gene Ontology annotation, molecular function: peptide-methionine (S)-S-oxide reductase activity. The transcript is spliced from 4 exons. The record is from RefSeq and is a predicted model, not a curated record.